Messenger RNA from Penicillium robsamsonii, 1128 nucleotides. RefSeq names its product RHO alpha subunit C-terminal catalytic domain-containing protein. Gene Ontology annotation, molecular function: 2 iron, 2 sulfur cluster binding; iron ion binding. The record is from RefSeq and is a predicted model, not a curated record. NCBI's taxonomy places the organism in Eukaryota, Fungi, Ascomycota, Eurotiomycetes, Eurotiales, Aspergillaceae. The transcript is spliced from 2 exons. Bases 1 to 1128 code for a protein of 375 amino acids.
AUGUCAUUCUUGAGGAACUACUUUGGUACCUCCGCUGUUCCAGCGAAGGAUGAGAAGCCUAUCCGUGCUCUGCCCGCUUCCUGGUACACAUCCAAAGAUAUGUACGAGCUUGAACGACGGUCUAUCUUCUCCCGGAAGUGGCUUCUUACUACGCACAAGCACCGAGUCCCCAACACUGGUGACUGUGUCCGCUACGACGCCGCCGGCUACGAGUUCAUCGUUGCCAAAGACAACAACGGAAAGAUCAACGCAUUCCAUAGCAAUGAUCUCUUCCCCGCCCAUGUACACAUUGACCGCAAUGGUUUUGUCUGGGUGAAUCUAGACGUUAGCGAGACCCCCGAAGUUGCCUGGAAAGAUGACUUCGACGGUGUCGAUGAGCAGCCCCGGUUCGAGCACUAUAACUUCGAGGAAUACGUCUUCGACCACACAUGGGAUAUGGAGGGCGAGUUCAACUGGAAGAUCCUAGCCGACAACUACAAUGAGUGCUACCACUGUCGCGUCGCUCACCCCGACAUCCCCACCAUCGCCGACCUCAACUCCUACUAUGUCCAGACCAAGGCCGGCCACAUCCAACAUUAUGGCGCCCCACGACCCGACCAGGUCGCGAAGGGUUUCCGCAUAGCGACUACCUAUUUCUGGCCUAAUGCCUCGUUCAAUAUCUCUCCCAAUUUCUUCUUCAUGCAGCGAUUCACUCCUACCAGCCCAACACAAUGUGUAAUGCGCUAUGAAGUCUACCGCCACAAGGAUGCCACCGAUGAGGCCUUCAACCUUAUUAGCGACAUGUACAAGCGAAUCAUGUCCGAGGACAAGUACCUGUGUGUGAACUCGCAGAAGAAUCUCAACGCUGGUGUCUUUGUCAACGGCCAGCUUCAUCCAGAGAUGGAGAAGGGUCCGCUCCAUUUCCAGAAGACUGUGCGUGAGGUCGUCACAGAACACUAUGCUAAGGAGGAGGCUGUGGGUCAUCAAAUCUGGCCCGCAAAGCAUAGUCUUUCUGGGGACGUUGCUGUCACCAAAGAUCAAGAUAGCGUCGCUCUGCGUACGGGUACACACAGCUAUGGUGCUGAGGUCGACACUUUCAAGGACUCUAUGGGUACCGGUCUCUCCACUGUAACGGCAAUCGCUGUGUAG